Messenger RNA from Paramisgurnus dabryanus, 9695 nucleotides. It is a transcript of the gene col7a1l, whose product is annotated as collagen type VII alpha 1-like. NCBI's taxonomy places the organism in Eukaryota, Metazoa, Chordata, Actinopteri, Cypriniformes, Cobitidae. The record is from RefSeq and is a predicted model, not a curated record. Gene Ontology annotation, cellular component: extracellular matrix. Gene Ontology annotation, molecular function: protein binding; serine-type endopeptidase inhibitor activity.
CCUCCAUAAACUUUCCUCUGAGGCUCUCUUGGAUUCCUACACCCCUUGUCCUUGGACUGUGCCUUACAUCAUCCCGUAACCAAUUUUUAGAUUGGAUUAUUAGCAGAUUGAGGCCGAUUCAAGCAUUCUGUGCAUUCUGUGGAUUCAGAGUUUGGGAAAAGGAUCAUGGUACCGUGUACAGUAUCAGAGAUAAAAGGGAGACAGUAUUGCUGCUAAAGAAAGCAGAGAACAAGCCCGUCUCAGGACAUCGGUCCAGGGUAGAGGAUCUGCCAGGAGAGAGAUAACAGAAAGAGAGAGAUGGGAUUGUGCAGCAUGUGGAUCUUCCUCUUGUUCCUGUGUUUCUCUCAUCAAAGCGUCUCUGCAGAAGCUGAAGAAUGUCGCACAGCCGUGCCUGCAGAUAUUGUUUUCCUGAUAGAUGACUCGUGGUCAGUGGGUCCAUCCAGCUUCCAGCAAAUCAAAGAGUUUAUAGCAGACAUCAUCAGAGCUUUCCGGGAAAGUGUGGUGGGACUCGAGGGUGUUCGCUUUGGAGUGACUGUUUACUCAGACUUACCCAGGAUGCGUAUAGCUCUGACAGAUUACUCGACUCUGGAGGAAGUGCUCAGGGCGGUGGAGGAUGUGCCGUAUGAAGGAGGAAACAGCCGCACUGGUCUGGCAUUGGAGUUUCUCGUAGAGUCUGUCUUCAGUUCCUCUAUCGUCAGAGACAAUGCCCCAAAGAUUGCUGUUCUGAUCACUAAUGGCCAAUCGGAUGAUCCGGUCGAUGGUCCGGCUAAAGCAGUAUCAGACAGUGGGAUUUCACUGUUUGCUGUGGGAGUGAGGAACGCUGAUCAGUCGGAGCUGAGGAAGAUUGUCACCGAACCUCAUGAGGAACAUCUGAUGCUCAGCCCGGAUUUUUCUUUCCUGGAGCACCUGCUUCCCAAACUCUCCCGCCACAUCUGUUUCACGGCUUCAGAGCCACCACGACCCGUCAAACAAAAUCCACCAGUGGUGGAGAAGAUCGUAGGUCCAAAAGAUCUGCAGGUGAGCGUAUUGAGUUAUAACUCUCUGCAGCUGACCUGGAGUCAGGCCACAGGAGAUGUGACCGGCUACAGGCUGCUCAUCACCCCUGCGUCUCCAAAAGGCCAUCUGCUUCCAGCUCAGCAGAGACAGAUCGAUUUGAAAGGAGAUGUCGGUAGUACCUCUGUAACUGAGUUAAGUCCAAAAACAGAGUAUUCUCUCACUGUAUAUGCCAUCUACCCCGGACGCAUCGGCGAAUCUGCCACUAUUGUUGCAGAAACCCCUCCUGUGCCUCUGGUUGCCAACUUUCGUGUGAUUGAAGAAGGACUGUUCUCCUUACGCCUUGGAUGGACGCUGCCGCUUGGAAAAGUAGACAGCUAUAAAAUCUACAUUCCAAGGACGGACAGACCCGGGCUCAUUUAUGAGCAGAUGCUGGCAGGCGACAUCUCCAUUCAUGUGAUUGAUGCCUUAGAAGAAGAUAAAGACUACACGGUCAGCAUCUACGCCAUGUACCCAGAGGGCAUCAGUGAGCCUGUGUCGGUCACUGGGAAAACAUUAAAACUGGUUCCAGUUAAGCAACUGCUGGUACAGAAUGCCACCACAGACACGGUGCAGGCCCGCUGGACUUCUGUCAGAGGAGCCACAGGAUACAGACUCACCUGGUCAUCAUUAGAGGGGCACAUAGAAAAUGUGAACCUGGGGGACAACUUUAAUUUCUACAUGGUGCAGGGUCUACAUGCUGGCACGGAGUACACUGUAACCAUCAACCCCAUUUUUGGGGACAUUGAAGGGCCUGUUACCACUGCCAAAGCAAAGACAUUGGAAAGCAGUGCAGUUCAGACAUUGAGGGCGACUGCAGUGAGCACUAACAGUGCUGUUACCAUAUGGAACUCUGUCCCCGGGGCCACAGGCUACAGACUGGCUUGGGGCCCGACUGCAGAGUUCACAGGGAGAGAUCGACCCAGGCAGCUGGCUUUGAAUGGCAGUGCUACUGAAUAUGCUUUGAAAAACCUGGCUCACGAUACCGAGUAUGUUCUGUCUCUGUACGUGCUCUUUGGUUCUGUGGUCGGACCCGGCAUCACCGCUACAUUCAGGACCUCGCCUCUUGGAUACGUGUCAAAUUUUAAAGUGACAUCGUACACAAGCUCUGCCAUUGAGGUGGAGUGGAGUCCGAUCGUAGGAGCUACAGAGUACAAACUCACCUGGAGUUCAGACUUUCUGCAUCCCCAGAGCCGCUAUCUUGACCGCAGCGUUUUAAAACACAGCAUAUCUGGUCUUCAUCCAAACACUGCUUAUUCAAUCAGCAUUCAUGCUGUCUACAGCAACACAGAAGGGCCGGAAAUCUCCCUUUCCCAGCGAACAGCGUCUUUGACAGACUCUGAGCUUAUUGAGACAGUUCGUGAAGUACGGGUGGUAGACACUGGUGCCAACUCCUUCAAACUGGGCUGGAAGAAAACACCAGGGGUCACUGGGUACAAAAUCACCUGGGUCCCCUUCCAUGGUGGAGUGAAGAAGAGUGAAGUUGUAUCUUCUUCUACCACUUCUUUUACCAUUACUAAUCUUCCUGCCAGCUCCGCCUAUAAAAUCCAGGUGUCUGCAGUGGUCAAACACAAAGAAGGAAGUCCAGUCAUGGUGACCGCCCGAACAUUGGAUCUGCCUAAAGUGACUGGAUUUAGUGCUCUGAACACCACAGACACCAGCACUGUACUGAAUUGGACCAGUGUGGCCGGAGUCUCCGGGUACCUACUGUCUUGGAGACACAUCUCAGAGGUGGAGAUCUCCUCUGAGCUGUUGAGCUCCACCUUUACCUCCUACAAGAUCAGAGAUCUCCAGUACGGGCGAACCUACAUCUUUUCCAUCAGGCCACUUUAUGGAGAAGUGGAGGGUCCUGUCACAACCAUCACUAAAAGAAUCUUGGGGGCUCCUCACCUGAUUCCUGUGAAGAGCCCCACAUCUGCUCCUGUCUCUUCUCACACCAACUUCAAUGAUGUCCACCUCAUAACCACAACCAGAAGCCCCCCAAAAGCCCCCAGCGUACCCACCACCACAAGGCCUCAGAUCACCAUAGGACAGACGCCCCAAUUACUAACCAGAAUGACCACUGCAAACACUCGAAACACCCUGUCUGUAGAGACUCCGCCUCCUGGACCAGUGUGUGGCAAGGUGAAAGCAGAUAUUGUGUUUCUGGUCGAUGAGUCCUCGAGCAUUGGUGCUAACAACUUUGGCAAGCUAAAGGACUUCCUGUUCAGAAUCGUCACCUAUUUCCCCUCUAUAGGACCUAAAGGAACACAGAUAGCAGUAGUUCACUAUAGUGAUCAACCCAGGAUCGAAUUCAACCUGAAGGCUCACAAAGACCGCAGCUCGAUUUUGAGAGCGCUCAGAGAAGUUCGCUACGGAGGUGGAAACACCAAAACAGGUCGUGGCAUCAGCUAUGUCCUUAGGGAGCUGUUUCAGGAGUCAAUAGGAAUGAGACAAGAAGUUCCUCACGUGUUAGUGCUGCUGACAGAUGGAAGAGCUCAGGAUGACGUAGAGCCGCCUUCCCGAAUAGCACACGCCCUGGGUGUCAGUGUACUGGUGGUCGGAAUCGCUCAAGCAGAUAUUGAGGAGCUGAAGACCAUCGCUUCCCCCACCACCUACAAAAACAUCUUCUUCGCCAGUGACUUUGAUGAUCUGCCCUCCAUCGAGAGAGGGUUGAUCAGCAGCCUUUGCAGUGAGGCUUUACAGUCAGAGUUCAAACAGCAUGAUGAAUCAGCUCAACUAGACACACCUACGAGCGACCCCGAGCCUCUCUCGAAACCCGAAGGACCCUGUCCACUUAGCUGCAAGGGUCAGAAAGGAGAGAAGGGUGAUGGAUUUGGUCUCGGCGGCCUGCGGCUGCAGCAAAGUCCUGGACAUUAUGACUCAUUUAGUCUAAAGGCCAAAGGAGAAAAGGGUGAGAGGGGUCUUCCCGGAACUGAUGGCAUUCCGGGGUUACCAGGAAGACCGGGUAGAACCGGACCCCCUGGUUCUCCUGGACAAAGGGGACCAGCUGGAACUUCUGGUGACAUGGGACCUCCUGGUAAUACUGGACCAAAAGGACAGAGAGGAGAGAGAGGAGAGCCUGGAUAUGUAAUAGGAGGCACGGAAGUUGUUACAGGACGUAAAGGAGAACCUGGAUCUUCUGGUCCUCCAGGUGCUCCAGGUGUCCCAGGAGUAUCAGGCCCAUCAGGGCUGCCGGGUCAACCUGGCCCCACGGGGCCUCCAGGACUCUCUGUGAAGGGUGAAUCUGGGGAACCUGGCCAUAAGGGUCCACGUGGGAAACCAGGUCUCAAAGGUGAAAAAGGAGAGCAGGGGAAUAAUGGUCUAGCGGGUUUACCAGGACCAGUGGGGGUUGAUGGAGUCCCAGGUCUGCCUGGUCAGAAGGGUGAGAAGGGAGAGGAUGGUAUCGGAAUUCAAGGUGCUCAAGGUCCACCCGGGCCGGCUGGAGAGAAGGGUGAUGUUGGAUUACAAGGCUUAAAGGGUGAGCCGGGAAUCCAAGGUGCCCAGGGAGUCAUAGGCCCUCGGGGGAAAAGAGGUCCUAAAGGAGAUCAAGGAGUUAAGGGUGAACGUGGAGAAAUCGGGCCGAUUGGGCCUGCAGGAAUUGCAGGCUUACCGGGAGCUGUUGGACCAAAGGGAGAUGAGGGGCAGCGUGGUGCUCCUGGUGACCCAGCGAAAGGGAUUCUCGGUCCUCAAGGGAAGAAGGGUGCGAGGGGUGACACUGGGCCUGUUGGGCCAUCUGGACUGCAAGGGAUCAAAGGAGAUCAGGGAGGAAAAGGUGAAAAGGGCAACCCUGGGUUUGGAAUCCCCGGUCAGCCUGGCCCUAAAGGAGAGAGCGGAGAACGGGGUAACGUUGGAUUAUCAGGGAAACCGGGCUCUAAAGGCAGCGAUGGCUCCAAAGGAGAGAAAGGGGAAAUAGGUUUCCCAGGCAACCCGGGAUCUUCAGGACUAAGAGGUAAAGAUGGCUUGCCAGGAAUGAAAGGAGAGAUGGGACCAAGGGGGGAGUCUGGUUCACCAGGAGAGCCCGGAGAGAGAGGUCUCAAGGGCCCUCUCGGCCUUCCGGGGCGACCAGGUGACUCUGGUGUGCAAGGAGAGCCUGGAAAAUUAGGGUUACCGGGUCCUGAAGGAGUAAAAGGCGAGAAGGGUGAGCCGGGAAAGCCAGGACCACCAGGAGGUUCUCAGUUAACCAUGUCAGACAACACCAUCCUUACGAGGGCUAUCAAGGGUGAACCGGGUGAACCAGGGCUCCGUGGAGAGACAGGCAAACCUGGAUUGCCUGGUCCUGAAGGUAAACCUGGACCACCAGGGAAUUCACCGUCAGAAUCUGGUACAAGACGAGAUGGUCUGGAUGGUCUACCAGGAAAGCCUGGAUCUAAGGGUGAACCAGGACAAAAAGGCGAACCUGGGUUGAAAGGAGACCCUGGUCGUGCUGGGAUUACUGGUAUGCCUGGUUUACCUGGAACACCUGGCAAGCCUGGUGUUGACGGAAAGCGGGGGACAGCUGGAAAAGAUGGAGAACAAGGACCAAAGGGUGAUGAAGGGGAAAAGGGUGAAAAGGGUGAUCCUGGUACAAAUGGAAAUGAAGGUAAAAAAGGAGAACCUGGAUCUCCAGGCUUGCCAGGUCCUCCAAUUGUUCUCCAAGAGGGUAUGUCAACUGAAGACAUAAAAAAGUUGUUUCCCAUCCCAAUGGGACCUCCAGGAGCAACGGGUCCAACUGGCAUGAAGGGAGAGAAAGGAGAAAAUGGAGAGAAGGGUGAUGCUGGCCCACCCGGGAGAGCUGUUGAAAUGAAGGAUAUUGAAGACUUGUUUGAUUCAUAUGGCAUUAAACUUUCGCUGCUGAAGACAUUGAUUGACAGACUGCUGCAAGAUGGCAUGGAGGAACUUCUUCAUGAGAUCACCAAUAGAAAAGUGAAAGGAGAGAGACAGGAACCGGAUUCAAACAUCAUCCCCAAAAUCACUAGCUCAGUAAAGUACAGUCACUCACAUGAAUCUUUACCUGGUGUGGAUUUAACGGAUAAAGAGUCUGAUCUCAAAGAGGAACAGAUUUCUAAACCCAGUCCUGAACCAAUGGUUGAAAUUGAGGUGGGUCCUACCCUUCUCUCUACCAUCCACAGCAAGACUAACCUGAGCAAAAUUAAAGACAAACAGGCAGAGAACGAGGAGAGCCAACCAGAGAUCAACUUUCAUGACGUGACAACCUCCAAAUAUUCCUAUACCAACACUUCCUCUGAGAGGUCUUCUGGAAAAGCAGAGGUAGGUAUGGAGACUGUUUUACACAGCCAUGAAGACACAGGAAAGAAAACAUCUGGAGAAAAGAAGAAAAGCAAAGAGAAAGCAAAGGGCAAAGGAAAUAAAGGACGUCAAAAACGGCAAAGGAAGCGUUUGGAAAACCAAGACAAUAUAGAAGAGGAUGUUGAAGAGGCAUCAUAUGAUGAUGAAGAAUAUGAGGAUGAAGAUCCUUCAGAAGACCCAUUUUCUGCUGAAGAUGAGCUCAAAUUUACCACGACAGCAGCUGUAUACAUGCAAGAAAAUGAGGGAGAGAUAGAAACAUUUCCACUAGGACAAUCUCCAGAGGAAUUUACAUCGACUGCUCACACAACAACAGCGAGUCCACUGGUUUCAACCAGAGUCACAGAACAGACGCCAACUGAAGCUACAGUAACGCCAGUGUUAAAUACAAAACAAAGUGAAAACGAGGGGAACUUGUCCAAAAAUAGCCUGGCAGGAGCAAGGUCUAAAGUGAGGAGAAGCGCCCCCUGGCCCCAUCACAUGGCCUACAUGCCUGGAGCACCAGGAGGACAAAGGCGUUACAAACAAGAAGAUGAGCGGUCAACAUCUGGUGCACAAGGAGAAAGGAAGCAAAAUAAACAGAAGCAAGAAAACAAAGACCCUGAGCUUGUGGCAGAGACAUACGGGAAGAGAGAGGCAGAUGUCUAUGUUAAGAAUAAAAAGAAAAGGGAAGAAGAAAGAGGGAGUGAAGGACAUUGGGAUUGGGAGGAAAGAGAAACAAUGACUAAAACCAAAGAAUACAGUUCAGGUGAUGGUGAUGAUGAAACGGGUAGCGAGGAAAUAGAGGAAGACUUUGAGAUGGAGAGGGAGCGAGAGAGACUAGAGAUGGAAAGAGAAAGGGUGGAGCUGGAACGAGAAAGAGAAGAAGAACUGAAAAGAGAAAGAGAGAUGGAUCAGGAGGAAAAGGAGGAGAGAGAGAGACAGUUACAGAGACAAAGAAUAGAAUGGGAAAGGCAAAGAGAGAAAAUGGAGAGAGAGAGGAUGGGCGAGGUGGACCGAGAGGAAGACAUUGGCCCUCAUAUUUCCCAUUGUGAUUAUCUUAAGGGGCCUCAAGGUGAAAAUGGAAAACCAGGCCCUAAGGGGGUGAUUGGAGAGAAAGGCCAAAAGGGCGAGCCUGGAACUGGACACCGUGGACCCAAUGGUCAAGCAGGUCCACCAGGACAAAAGGGUGAACCAGGAGAACCAGGACCACCUGGAGCUCAGGGCAUCCAAGGUAUCCGUGGAAAUCCUGGAAUCCCUGGGACACCGGGUCUAAGAGGCCAACCGGGUGACCCUGGAGAAAUGGGUAGAAAGGGUGAGAGCGGAAGAAGAGGGAAAAAUGGCUCACCAGGCCCUCCAGGUGCAUCCGGUCCCAUAGGACAGCUGGGUCCACCUGGCCCUCCCGGGGUCAAAGGUGAGAAGGGUGACAGUAUACCAGGAGAACCAGGUGACAGAGGAAUUUCUGGGCUACCAGGUCGCAGGGGAGCCAAAGGCAUUGAUGGUACAAAAGGUCCUCCAGGACUAAUGGGUCCUAGAGGCCUCAGUGGUGUGAAAGGAGAAAAGGGUGACAAAGGUGUCACUGGGAACAGAGGAGAAAAGGGGAGUCCACUCUCCAUGCCAGGCCCACGAGGAUUCAAAGGCCUUAAAGGAGAAGCAGGUGAGCGUGGGCUUCCAGGAUUUGAUGGAGAUAAAGGAGAAAAAGGUGAAGAUGGGCCACCUGGUGCAAAGGGCCUGAAGGGUGAGGCUGGUACCAAAGGGGGCAUGGGGCCAUUUGGUGCACGUGGUCCAGUUGGGCAAAAGGGGGAUCCAGGGGAGUCAGGCAUCAAUGGAGAAAAGGGUCGAAAUGGAGGGGAUGGAUUGGAUGGUGAGGUCGGUGAAAAGGGAGAUAUGGGCCUGCAGGGUCGAAAGGGAGAUCAGGGUGAGAAAGGUGAUCCUGGUUUACCUGGUGAUACAGGAAUUAAAGGAGAGAAGGGCUUCAGAGGUUUCCCUGGACGUAUUGGGAGCCCAGGACUGGAUGGGGAACGGGGUGACUCUGGGGACCCCGGAGCACACGGCAUUCCUGGACUAAAUGGCAUCCCAGGACGAAAGGGAGAAAAAGGCAAUAGUGGUGAGAAUGGCCUUGAUGGAGCUCCUGGACAGAAAGGGGAUAAGGGGACAACUGGUUUUCCAGGUUUCGCCGGAUUUAAGGGAUCUUCUGGUGCACCUGGAGCUGCCGGUUCUCCGGGUCGGCCUGGUCCAGUUGGGCCCAAAGGAGAAAUAGGACCAAAGGGAGAAAAGGGGAAGAGAGGCAGAGGAAAGGCCUGUCAAAGAGGACCGCCUGGAAUUCCUGGUCUUAGAGGCUUGGAUGGGGAAUCAGGAGCCUCGGGCACAAAGGGAGAUAAAGGCGAGCCGGGACUCAGUGUGGAAGAUGUGAAGGAUUUAGUGUCAAAGGAGGUGGUGGUGAAGUGUGGUAAGAAUUAUCUCCUCCUGGUGAAUACAAAUGAUCCAGACGAAGGUAGCAUCCUGAGAGAUGAGAGAGUUGCUGAGGAAUCUCCCCAUCCUUUGAUGCAAACCCUCUCCAAAGUGUGGGCUGAAGAUAUGGAAGUUUCUGAUUCUGAGCCAACAUUAACAUAUGGUAACAUUACGAGAGCCGACGCACGGAGAGAUGGAGGAGAAUAUAAGAAGAGACGUGCACUCCACACAGACCCGGCCACAGAUCUGUGCCUUGAACCCAUGUCUGAGGGACUUUGCACCGAAUAUGUCCUGCUCUGGUACUACUAUGCAAAUUCAGGAGAGUGUCGUCCCUUCGUGUACGGUGGCUGCGGAGGGAAUAGAAAUCGCUUCAACUCCAAACACGACUGUGAGGGUCGAUGUGUUCUGGGUAGGAGAGAUUCUGGAUCCUGAACAGGAAAAGCGUGCUAUUAACAACAAAAUUCUAUUGUAAACUAACAUUUAUACCACUUAAAUAAUAUUUUUGCACAUUUUUGUAUGUAUAUCAGUUAUCAAAACAGUCUUUUACACUUUUAAUUGACAAUGUUUAUAACACAUCAUUUUGCACUGUUUUAGUGAUACACUCUCUACAAUGACUACUGUUUUUCUAUGCUUGUUAACCGAGGUCAUGAUUUCAAGAAUAUAAUGCACUAUUAAUGGGGUAAUUCACCCAAAAAUAACAAUUCUGUCAUUACCGCUCAACCUCAUAUGACGCCAGAAUUUUCCUUUUUGGGUGAACUGUCUCUUAUAAUAAUAAUAAUGAUAAAUUGUAUUCAUGGCCUAGUCAAAGUUGCAUUUUAUUACCCUUUACCUUUGGUUCAUUUUGCACUAUAGCUCUGUUAGGAAAUGUUUAUGGUGGACAAUGACUUUUUAAAAAUAAUAUAUGAUUUAAUAAAAGUGACCUAAACAUGUAUUUUUGAAUGGGUUGCUUUAAGGAGGACGGGAGGUGU